UACAACAAGAACACACAAGCUAGAAAAGAAAGUCUUUGCGUUCCUACGUGCUAGAAUUCACAGGUACACAGUACGCUUUGUGAUUUUCGUCAAAUUAUUCCUGCGAGAAUUUUACUGUUGUUUUGUCGAUCUGAUGUAAGAGUGGUGAGCUGAGAUAUGGACAUUGAAGAUGGUGGCGCCCAGCCGGCAGAAGGCGGCGAGCUGGGCGAUGGCAACAGCCGGCAGAAGGGCGUCGACGGCGUCGAGCUAGGUGACGGCCGUCGGCGCGAGAACGGUACUGCCGCCGGCGCCGGCGCCGCCGCCGCCGGCGGCGGUCGCGGUCACGCGCCGGGCUUCGCCGCGAACAAGAACGACACGCUGCUGGUGGUGGCGACGCUGAUCACGGCGCUGACGUACCAGCUCGGGACGAACGUCCCCGGCGGGUACUGGCAAGACGACGCCGCCGACGGGAGCCACCUCGCCGGCGAACCCAUCAUGCGCGACAAGAACCGGCGGCGGUACUGGCUGUUCAUGGCGGCGAGCUGGGCCGGGUUCGGCAGCUCGAUGCUGCUCACGCUGGGCCUGCUCACCGGCGUGCCGUCGCGGUCGCGCGCCGUGCAGUGGCCGUUCCUGGUGGCCUACUCCAGCCUCGUGCUCACCUUCAUCACGUCGCAGCCGCGGACGCCGCUCGCCAUGGACGUGCUGCUCUGGGCCGCCGUCAUGGCCGUCCUCACCGUCGGCAUCAAGUACCGCCGCCUCGACAGGCUCCGCUUCUGGUUCUGCGCACCUGCUCCCAAUCCCCAGGACCACGACAUGGACGGCCGCCGGCAGGUCGCAGCAUGUGCGCUUCAACUUGCCAAAUGA
Molecule: messenger RNA, 843 nt
Organism: Oryza brachyantha (malo sina)
Lineage: Eukaryota; Viridiplantae; Streptophyta; Magnoliopsida; Poales; Poaceae
Exons: 1
Coding region: 157-843 (228 amino acids)
Source: RefSeq, a predicted model, not a curated record